Messenger RNA from Mesoplodon densirostris (Blainville's beaked whale), 2879 nucleotides. It is a transcript of the gene ZFP69, whose product is annotated as ZFP69 zinc finger protein. The transcript has 7 exons. Gene Ontology annotation, biological process: regulation of DNA-templated transcription. Lineage: Eukaryota; Metazoa; Chordata; Mammalia; Artiodactyla; Ziphiidae. Bases 991 to 2670 code for a protein of 559 amino acids. The record is from RefSeq and is a predicted model, not a curated record.
AAGGGCGGGCGCUGGGGUUUGUGGCUGCACCGCAGCAUCUGGGGCUGCACCCCGAACCCGCCAGGGCCCGGGCGAGAGCGACCCGGGGCACGGGCAAAGGCCACGGCGCGCCGGGAGGGUGGAGGCGCCGGGACACCCGGGCUGCGGCCCAGGAGGCUGGGCGCCGGUGGGCCUGGCUGCUGCCACCGGGCCGGCAUCAAAGCAGCGGCCAGCGAGCUGUAUCCUCACCCGGGUCUGCAGGAAGCCGGUUCUGGGCACCCCUCGCAUUGCGGCCCCCAAAGCCCCGCUCCCGGGGGUGCGGCCGGGAAAGGAUACCUUGGAGGGGCGGUGGGUUCAUCUGGUGCCGCAGCACCCGCCCUAGGCCGCCUCUCGGGAAUUUGGAAAAGAUUCCCCGGUCCCGUCCGGAGGCCGAUAGUCCUCUGAGCUUCCGAAGGAAGCCUGCGUGAACGUUGGGCGUUUUAAAAAGAAUCAUUGUGUUGGGUGGGGAUGUGGUCUGUCUAUAAAAGGCGGGGAAAGAACAAAAUCCGUCACCCGCGGCCCUUCUCUAAAGAGACACCCUCUGGAGCUGAAAGCCUCAAGAACGGGCUCUCUCACGCCCCCAUCUCUCGUCCUGCCAGCGUCCAAGGCCGGUCUGUUUUAAAUAUAUUUCUGCAAGUUCUGGAGUUCUAGCUGUAUGAUCAGUUUUCUGGAUCCCUCCUCUCCUGCCUUUUGCUCCUCUGGAAGAAUAUGAAGAGGCAUGUACUCAGACCUACUCAACCGGCCACCUCCCAAGCAGGCAGUACUUAAUUUCAGAAAGGAGUCACUCUUUCAGGGCUGUUAAAGCCAUAUUAGCCUCUAGGAUCCCCCAGGUUCUGGUGCCGCAGGGACACGCCAAAGUCCUGAGGGCAGGAGAUUGUGAUCAGAGGAGGACCAUACAGCUGUGAGGCAUCUCAGCAGAGGCUCUGGCAGUGUCCUCCCCAGAAGUGGAAAGGCCAGUCGGGUGGCAUCAUCAUGCUACAGCAGCUCCUGAUUACCCUGCCCACUGAGGCCAGCACCUGGGUGAAGUUGCACCAUCCACAGAAGGCCAAGGAAGGGGCGCCCCUGUGGGAGGACGUGACUAAGAUGUUUGAAGGAGAAGCUCUGCUAUCUCAGGAUGCUGAUGAGACCCAGGGAGAAAGUUUAAAGGAUGAAGUGACUCCCGGGGCCCCGACAACAGACUCCCAGGAACUGUUGACCUUCAAGGACAUAUCUGUGGACUUCACCCAGGAGGAGUGGGGGCAGCUGGCCCCUGCUCACCAGAAUCUGUACCGGGAGGUGAUGCUGGAGAACUAUGGGAACCUGGUCUCAGUGGUAGGAUGUCAACUUUCCAAACCUAGUGUGAUUUCCCAGUUGGAGAAAGGAGAAGCGCCAUGGAUGACAGAGAAAGAAGGCCCAGGAGAUCCCAGUUCAGCUGGUGGGAUCUUAGUUCCCCAACCAGGGAUCGAACCCGGGCCUUUGGCAGUGACAGCACGGAGUCCUAACCACUGGACCGCCAGGGAAUUCCCUGCUAUUUUAAAUGACUUGAGUAAAACAGAAACAGCUGCGUCAACUGCAAACAAUGACGUUUUACAGGAACAGUUCUAUCAUGGCAUGAUGAUGGAAAGGUUCAUGAGGGAUGAUGUCAUUUAUUCCACAUUGAGAAAAGUCUCAAAAUAUGAUCAUGAGUUAGAAAGCCACCAGGAUAGCCAUGGAAGAGAUGUGAGACAAACCAUCUUAACCCAUAAGAAGAGAGGCCAAGAAACUUACAAAUUUGGCAAAAAUAUUGUGAGUUCAAAUGUUGUUAUAGAACAGAGGCACCAUAAAUAUGACACACCUAGAAAGAGAAACAAAUACAAAUCAGAUUUGAUUAAUCAUCCAACAAGUUACAUAAGAACAAAAACCUAUGAAUGUAAUAUAUGUGAAAAAGUCUUCAAACAACCCAUUCACCUUACCGAACACAUGAGAAUUCAUACUGGUGAGAAACCUUUCAGAUGUAAGGAAUGCGGAAGGGCCUUUAGUCAAAGUGCAUCCCUUACCACACACCAAAGAAUCCAUACUGGUGAGAAACCCUUUGAAUGUGAAGAAUGUGGCAAAGCCUUCAGACAUCGCUCAUCUCUUAAUCAACAUCGUAGAACUCACACUGGUGAGAAACCCUAUGUAUGUGAUAAAUGUCAGAAAGCUUUCAGCCAGAACAUUAGCUUGAUCCAACAUUUGAGAACUCAUUCUGGAGAGAAACCCUUUACAUGCAAUGAAUGUGGGAAAACCUUUAGACAGAUUAGACACCUUAGUGAACAUAUAAGAAUUCAUACUGGGGAGAAGCCCUACGCAUGCACCACAUGUUGUAAAACCUUUAGUCAUAGAGCUUAUCUAACGCAUCACCAGAGAAUCCAUACUGGGGAGAGACCCUACAAAUGUAAGGAAUGUGGGAAAGCCUUUAGGCAAAGGAUACACCUUAGCAACCAUAAAACUGUUCAUACAGGAGUGAAAGCGUAUGAAUGCAACCGCUGUGGAAAAGCCUACAGGCAUGAUUCAUCCUUUAAGAAACAUCAGAGGCAUCACACAGGAGAAAAACCUUAUGAAUGUAAUGAAUGUGGAAAAGCCUUUAGCUAUAAUUCAUCACUUACUCGACACCAUGAAAUACACAGGAGAAAUGCCUUCCUGAAUAAUGCCUAAAAACAGAUUAUUCAACAUGAAGAAAAUCCAGGUCUAAAUCAGUGAUUCUGUGCUUUGAAUUUCAGGACUCUAAAUUGGAGGAAUUGACAUAAUGAUGCCAACUUCUAAUUUUGCCCAUUGUGUAAAUAAACAUUACAUUGAUAACUACUGUCUACUGAUAUCUCCACACAAAGUACUUAAUCAAGAAUAAAAGAUGGCCCUUCAAAUUA